AUGGCCAGCGAAAAGUCCGAUCUCGUCAAGCAGGAGGCGCAGAUCAAGUCUGCCGAUAUGAGCGAAGAAAUGCAGAACGAAGCCAUUGAAGUUGCACAGCAAGCAAUGGAGCAGUUCACAAUUGAAAAGGACAUUGCGCAGUUCAUCAAGAAAGAAUUCGAUAACCGCAAGGGUGCCACAUGGCACUGUAUCGUCGGCAGGAACUUUGGUAGUUUCGUGACUCACGAGACGAAGCACUUCAUAUACUUCUACCUUGGACACUGCGCCAUCCUUUUGUUCAAGACCCAGUAA
Messenger RNA from Ascochyta rabiei, 291 nucleotides. Its product is annotated as Dynein light chain. Gene Ontology annotation, biological process: microtubule-based process; cilium assembly. The record is from RefSeq and is a predicted model, not a curated record. Gene Ontology annotation, cellular component: cytoplasmic dynein complex. Lineage: Eukaryota; Fungi; Ascomycota; Dothideomycetes; Pleosporales; Didymellaceae. Gene Ontology annotation, molecular function: dynein light intermediate chain binding; dynein intermediate chain binding. Bases 1 to 291 code for a protein of 96 amino acids. The transcript is spliced from 7 exons.